AUGUCCAAGCCUUCGCACUACAAUACUACCAACCCUGCUACCGGAGAGCUGGUGAAAAACUUUGCAAGUUGCUCGGAUGAAGAGGUCUUCUCAGCGCUCGCAAAGGCCCACGACGCAUACAUCAAAAUAUGGCGUCAGACUCCGGUAGCCAAACGAUGUGAAAUAAUGGGCAAGACUGCCGCCUUGAUGCGCGAGCGUAAGCAAGAGCUGUCCGAGAUUGCUGUCAUGGAAAUGGGCAAGACAAUCAGCGCAAUGGAGGCAGAGGUGGACAUCUCGGCUGAUAUUUUGGAAUACUACGCCAAGAACGGCCAAGAAUUCCUCAAGACGGUGCCUUGUCCUGGUGUACCCGGUGCCGAAGUCGUUUCUGAGCCCAUCGGCGUUAUCCUGGCCAUUGAGCCUUGGAACUUCCCCUAUUACCAGAUUGCGCGGGUGGCCGGCCCUCAGAUUGUCGCCGGAAACACAAUGCUGGUCAAGCCUGCAUCCACCGUGCCUCAGUGCGCUUUAGCCUUUGAGAAGCUAUUGGUUGAUGCCGGGGCGCCCGCUGGAGUCUACACGAAUCUCCUGUGCUCGGUUUCUCAAGUGAAUGCCCUAAUUGAUAGCUUCCUCGUGCGUGGAGUCACCCUGACGGGCAGUGAGCGAGCCGGUGCCUCAGUGGCAGAACGUGCCGGCCGCAAUAUGAAGAAGGUUGUGCUCGAGUUGGGAGGCUCGGAUCCGCUCAUCGUUCUUGAAGACGCAAAUCUUGAAGAAGCCAUCCAAGUGGCUGCCGCUGGGAGAAUGAUUUGCAUGGGCCAAGCCUGCGCGUCAAUCAAGCGUUAUAUCGUUGUUGGCAAAGAGCGUGGCGCCGAGUUCCAGCAAGGAAUUGUCAAGGCUUUCACAGCUAUGCAGGCCGGCGACCCCAUGGAUCGAUCUACAACACUGGGGCCAUUGUUUGCUGAGAGUGGUGUCCGCGAUAUCAUAGCCCAGGUCGAGCAGGCCAAGGCUGCGGGUGCUACUGUUGUCUGCGGUGGAAAGCGAGUCAACCGUCCGGGCUGUUACAUGGAACCAACGCUCAUUACAGACAUUUCUCCAGAAAACCCCCUCUACCAACAGGAGGCCUUUGGGCCGGUCGCCUCCCUCUAUGUGGUUGACACAGAGGACGAGGCCGUUGAGAUUGCUAAUGCAACCCCGUUUGGUCUGGGCUCAUCAAUUUACUCCUCCAACAUUGAACACGCUAAAGAAGUGGCUGCCAAGAUGGACGCCGGCAUGGUAUUCAUUAACUCAGCCCUCAAUGCUGGUGCGGAUGUGCCGUUUGGGGGAGUGAAGAAUUCUGGAUUUGGUAGGGAGCUUGGAGAGCUGGGCAUCUGCGAAUUCCUCAACAAGAAGUUGGUUCGAGUGCACCAAAAUUAUCUGUAA
This is a messenger RNA of Trichoderma atroviride IMI 206040, 1392 nucleotides long. RefSeq lists its product as uncharacterized. The record is from RefSeq and is a predicted model, not a curated record. Gene Ontology annotation, molecular function: aldehyde dehydrogenase [NAD(P)+] activity; succinate-semialdehyde dehydrogenase (NAD+) activity. Lineage: Eukaryota; Fungi; Ascomycota; Sordariomycetes; Hypocreales; Hypocreaceae.